This is a messenger RNA of Caenorhabditis angaria, 2427 nucleotides long. NCBI's taxonomy places the organism in Eukaryota, Metazoa, Nematoda, Chromadorea, Rhabditida, Rhabditidae. The record is from the annotation of a GenBank genome assembly.
AUGAAGUUCACAAUUUCUAUUUUAAUAUUAUUCUCCUCAUUUCAAAUUUGUGAGAGUGUCAGAAAACGAGAUUCAAUUUCAAUCGAAGGUGGACCUCCAAAUAUUUAUAAAUUUAUAUCAAAUAACGCAUAUAUUUGUGAGUUUUAAGAAACUCAUUCCAAAAAUUCCACAUUUUUUGGCGCUAACUUGUCUGACCCAUAUAAGAUUGCGCAAGAUUGACAGCUAAUAGAAAUUCACCAUAAUAAAAAUGUUGGAGACAUAAAACAGCGGGACGUUAGACAUGAAUUUUUUAUCGUGGAUUUUAGAAAAAAAUGUCUGAUAAAAAUAUAUUAGAAAUUUCGAAAUAAUCUUCAUUUCGAAACCAGUCUCAAUUGAAUAAUGCAACAAGUUGUAAAAUGCACCCAACCAAGACUUUUCCAUAACCAUAAACUCAAUAUUGCUUUUCUUCUGACAUAUUUUAAUUUUUACAGGCAGUCCUGUUCAAUUACCCGAUGGAAGUUUGGUGACGUUUUUGACUGAAGAACAAGGAGUAAAAUGUAAUGAGUGUGAUGCGGUAAGUUCAAAUCGAAAAGGAAUUUUUGAAUAAAAAUAGGGAACAACAAUUAUUCGGUAUGAAACGUAUUAAUUCAAGCAAUAUUCACAUCAAGUUUAAAAAUAAAUGUUGAUUUUCGUGUUUUUUGAAUGAAAGCAAUCUUUUAUGUGUUGCUGUGAACAUUAUUGAUUUUCUAAUCACAAUAUUUUCAGCCAUCAUUCGAUAAUGUUGAAAAUGCCUGCGGUGUUCGUAUAAAUGGAAAUCGAACCGAUCCAGUCACUUGUUUUGAACGUCUGUUGUUAUUUUUUUCCGAGAUUCUUUUUUUCUCCUUAAAAUUUUUACCAGUUUAUUUAUGCGUUUAUUUAUUUGUUUAUUUUGCAGUUCCUCCAUUGUGUGUUGAAGAAUACACAUUACGAUAUGCGGAACAUGAAAAUUUUCAAAAUAUUAAGCAUCGAGAUGAAGAGGAUGAAGAAAUGCUUGGGGGUUCGGAAGAGAUCAAAGAUAUUACUGCAGUCAAGUUCUCUGAUCUGCCGAUUGUGAAGAAUCUGAAGUUGCGAGAAAUUGAAAAUCUCACAGCUGUAGUAACCACAACAGAAAUCCCGUCGACGACUGGAUUUCUUGAAACAACUACAGAAGUAUUAACAACAUCAACACUUCCACCUACAACUUCAACGUUUGCAACAACAUCCACAACAGAACAAAAUCUUCCAGAGUUACCUGAAAAUGAAAAUGAUCUUGAAGAAGAUGAAAACGCGGAAAUCGAAAUGAGCUCUGAAGAAAUCUCAAGUGGCCAACCAGAAAUUCCAAAUGAAGUUUUCGAUGAACCCCAACAAAAACGAAGAAAACUAUUUAUUGGAACAACAACCCUUCCAACAACGACUAUUAAAUCCACAACACCUUAUAUUUGCGAGGAUAAACAUAAGGUACUUUUUUAGAAAUUCAUAGAGAAAACUUUGAUUGGGUGAGCAGAAGAAAAUAUAUGAAUUUUCAGCUGUGCUGUUUCUGGGCCACAACAGGAGAAUGUACUAGAAACCCGUUUUGGAUGCGAGUAAAUUGUGCAAAAACCUGUGGAACUUGCGCUUGUCCAUGUGAGUUUUUCUAGUAUUUCAAGUAAGUUCAUAAAAACUGUUUUCAGUGAGUGAUGCGGACAAAUGUGUUUCAACUGGAAUCAAAUGCACAAUUCCUACGACCACCACAACCACAACAACGACUACAACGACGACAACUCCGCCACCAACUACCACAACGUUACCAACAACUACAACUACAAAAAAGACAUAUACUCGACCGUUUACACCACCGAAAGAAGGAUUCAUGAGAACACAAGCAACAAAAUCGACAAAAGCAAUUACAACCACAACUAUGGUAAGACUAGAGAACAUGAUUGGUGAAUUCACUUGAAAAAGUUUGACUAUAAGAACAUUUAUUUUUGAAGUCUUAUCAAAAAUAGGAUCGUCUCUGGAAAUGCCUCGCAAACUUUCUGAAAAUCUUCUGUAUCCUACAUUUAACCUAAUUUCAGAGAGUUACAACUCAACCUACGACGACAACGACACGAACAACAACAGUGAAAACAACCACAACCACAGAAGAUCCCUGUAAAGAUCAUUAUAAACAAUGCCCAUUUUGGGCAACUCUAGGAGAGUGUAAAAAGUUAGUUCAAUCUAACCUAAUCUAAUCCAAGUUGUUUUUCUAGAAACCCAUUCUUUAUGCGACCAAAUUGCCAAAGAUCUUGUCAUUCUUGUGAAGAGCGUGUCGACACAGUUUACGCACCAACACCAAGACCAGGAUGUGAUAAUGGUCAUAAAUUCUGUAACUUCUGGGCGUAUGAAGGAGAAUGCUCGAAAAAUCCGAAUUAUAUGCUACCACAUUGUCGACUCGCUUGUAGAGUUUGCUAA